This is a messenger RNA of Trifolium pratense (red clover), 2610 nucleotides long. RefSeq names its product G-type lectin S-receptor-like serine/threonine-protein kinase RKS1. Lineage: Eukaryota; Viridiplantae; Streptophyta; Magnoliopsida; Fabales; Fabaceae. The record is from RefSeq and is a predicted model, not a curated record. Gene Ontology annotation, biological process: protein phosphorylation; recognition of pollen. The transcript has 8 exons. The coding region runs from base 7 to 2487 and encodes 826 amino acids. Gene Ontology annotation, molecular function: ATP binding; protein serine/threonine kinase activity.
CUCUAGAUGGAAUCUGCUAGAAAUCUUCUCUACCUUGUCACAGCCAAAAAUCUUAAACACAAGAUAGUAUUACAUAACAAUUGGUUGCUUAUAAACUCUUUGAUUCUACUUAUUACCUUUUCCUUUUGCUCUUGUUCUUCUGAUACCAUAUCCACUGAUAAACCAAUAAGAGAUGGUGAGGUUCUUGUUUCUAAAUCUAAAACUUUUGCUCUUGGAUUCUUCACUCCAGAAAAGUCCACCUCUCGCUAUGUCGGAAUUUGGUACAACAAUUUGCCAAUCCAAACUGUUGUUUGGGUUGCAAACAGAGAUAGUCCAAUCAAUGACACUUCUGGAAUCCUAUCGAUAGACCGAAAUGGAAAUCUAGUACUCUACCACAACCUUAGCACUAUUACCAUUUGGUCUACAAAUGUUUCAAUCCCACAAUCACAAGGAAAUAGUACCAGUGUCGUAGCUCAGCUAUCGGAUAUAGCAAAUCUUGUUCUGAUGAUAAACAAUACCAAAACUGUUAUCUGGGAAAGCUUUGAUCAUCCCACAGAUACCUUGCUUCCGUAUCUAAAGGUUGGUUUUGAUAGAAAAACUAAUCAAAGUUGGUUCCUUCAAUCAUGGAAGACAGAUGUUGACCCUGGAAAAGGCGCAUUCACGUUGAAAUUCAGCACCAUUGGCAAAACUCAGUUGUUUAUGUACAACGGUGAUCUUCCUUGGUGGCGUGGUGGACAUUGGAACGGAGAAUUAUUAGUAGGUGUACCUAAUAUGAAACGAGAUAUGGCCACUUUUAACGUUUCUUUGGUUGAAGAUGACAAUCAUGUAGCACUCACAUAUAACAUGUUUGAUAAGUCUGUCAUUACUAGGAUUGUGGUUCAGCAAUCUGGUUUCUUUCAAACAUUCAUGUGGGACAGUCAAAAGACUCAAUGGAACCGGUACUGGUCUGAACCAACAAAUCAAUGCGAUAACUAUGCAACAUGUGGAACAAACAGUAAUUGUGACCCUUUCAACUUUGAGGACUUUAAGUGUACUUGUUUACUUGGUUUUGAACCGAAAUUUCCACGUGAUUGGUAUGAUAGUAGAGAUGGGUCAGGAGGAUGUGUAAGAAAGAAAGGUGUAUCUAUCUGUGAUAAUGGAGAAGGGUUUGUCAAAAUUGUAAGCUUGAAAGUUCCUGAUACAUCUGUAGCAGUUGCUAAAGGUGGUUUGAGUUUGGAAGAAUGUGAAAAAGAAUGCUUAAGAAACUGCUCUUGUACUGCCUAUGCAUUUGCUGAUGUGAGGAAUGGUGGAAGUGGAUGUUUGACUUGGUAUGGUGAUUUAAUGGACAUUCAAAAACUUAGUGAUCAAGGCCAAGAUUUAUUUUUACGCGUCGAUGGUGUUGAAUUAGCAAAUAGCAACAAAAGCAGCAAAGCAAUCCUUGGUAGAAAGAGGUUGGCUGCGGUUCUGCAAUCAAACCAAGAUUCCUCGGAAGAAGAGAUCGGUGGUCAAAGCAACACACAUUCAAGUCUACCGUUUUUCAGCUUGAAAACAAUAAUAACAGCUACAAGAAAUUUUAGUCAAGAGAAUAAGCUUGGACAAGGUGGAUUUGGCUCUGUCUAUAAGGGUUGCUUGGUUAAUCGACAAGAGGUAGCAGUGAAACGAUUGUCCAGAGAUUCAGGUCAAGGCAAACAAGAGUUUAAAAAUGAGGUUACACUUUUAGUUAAACUCCAACAUCGAAAUCUAGUGAGACUGCUUGGUUGCUGUUGUGAUAAAGAAGAAAGGAUGCUAGUUUACGAAUACCUACCGAACAAAAGUCUAGACUUCUUUAUAUUCAAUCAAAACCAAAGGUCAUCGUUGGAUUGGAGUAAGCGUUUUGAAAUUAUUUGUGGGAUUGCUCGAGGUGUUUUAUAUCUUCAUCAAGAUUCAAGGCUGAAAAUAAUUCAUAGAGAUCUAAAAGCCAGCAAUGUUCUCCUUGAUGCUGCAAUGAAUCCCAAAAUCUCAGAUUUUGGUAUGGCUAGAAUAUUUGGAGAAGAUGAAGUCCAAGCAAGAACGAAAAGAGUGGUCGGAACAUAUGGAUAUAUGUCACCAGAAUAUGCAAUGGAAGGACGGUACUCAACAAAAUCUGAUGUCUUCAGUUAUGGUGUGAUGCUACUGGAGAUUAUUGCUGGCCAAAGAAACACACAUUGUGAAAUAGGAAGAGAAUCCCCUAAUUUAACUGGACAUGUGUGGACACUAUGGACAGAAGGAAGAGGUUUGGAAAUCGUUGAUGCAGUACUAAACCAAUCUUAUCCUUCUGUUAUAGUUCUGAGAUGCAUUCAAAUUGGACUAUUGUGUGUGCAACAAAAUGCCAUGAAUAGACCAUCAAUGUCAGAAGUUGUUUUCAUGCUAUGCAAUGAAACACCUCUUUGCCAACCUCAAAAACCAGCAUUCUUAUUCAAUGCAGGCAAACAAGAUUUGCAAGACUCGUCAACAUCAGGAGGAGGAUCUUCAAUAAAUGAAUUAACGGAAACUACCAUCAGUGGCCGCUAAAGCUACGUUAAUCGAAUAUAUAAUUGUUUUUCAUUCUUUUCCAUCAGAAUUGGGUUUGUAGAUCUUUCAUGAGGUUCUUGAGAAACAAGUAUUGCAAAAUGAUUAAUGCAAAUGAAUUCUAUA